Cooperia oncophora is the source of this 432-nucleotide messenger RNA. NCBI's taxonomy places the organism in Eukaryota, Metazoa, Nematoda, Chromadorea, Rhabditida, Trichostrongylidae. The record is from the annotation of a GenBank genome assembly.
AUGGGGCAAGGGUUAGCACCAGACCUUGCGGUGGCAUUCUUGUCAAAAAUCGAAAAGCCUGCAAGUUCUCUUCCGUUGUCGACAGAUUAUUGGCUGGCUUUUCUGAACGUGCAGCUUCAACUACUGCGGGGAUGGUAUCGAAAGCCUAGCAACAAGAAUAUCAUCGUCCAUUACAGUUCUGCCCAUCCCUUGAACACCAAAAAAGUCACUGUCGGAGACAUUUUGGACCGCUUCUGCAAUUUCAUCCGAAGGCGCAUACAGAAGGGGUCAAUAGUUUUGGCUUACCGUGUUUCGCAACAGAAGGGCUGUGAUCUCAACCGUGGGCAGCUGAACGGCGUGCUAGGACUGAUGAGCUCUGCUAUUCGGGCUUGCCUCCAAAAAGCAAAUAUUCAAGACGAUGUAAGAGUGUUUGAAGUUCCUCCCCAAAAUUGA